AUGUUUGCUAGGGAAUGUUAUACUAACUUUAGAUACAAGAUUGCUCGCAAUUCCUUCCCAAAGCCUCAAGCCCCCACCGUUCCCGAUGAGAUCGACAUUGUCUCUGCCUCGCCCUCACAAGUCAACACUAUCCCAACCAUUCCGGCAGAAGCUUCUACCAUCACGGAGCCAGAUACACAGGUAACCACUGGGAAUACUCCCCCAACCUUCAGUCAAGAUCAGGCUUUGUCACCAUCUUCCCCAAAGAUGCCGCCUCCACCUAUUGUCCCUGCGUUCCCGUCCCCCCCUCCAGCACCCCUUGUGAAGGAGGCUACACCCCCUCUACCUGAAGCUUUAGAUUCGGAGGAUGAGAUACUACUAGCUUCCCUAUCUAACAUCCUCACAACUCAAUUCGAUGCGGCACCACCAUACACCAUCCAGCGUCUCUCAGAACUAAUACGCUAUCCAAACGCCCAUUACAAGUCCCUGUCGAAAUACCUUCGUGCAAUCCAACGCGUUCUAUCCGUUUCCUCGCCAACUACUGCGUUCCCGCUUCCGCCGAGCGUAGUGGAGAGUAUGCCUAAUGGCGCCGCGUCCUUUAACCUCGGUAGUGACGAGAGUCUCGGAGGCGCGCUGUUGAGCCCUAUCCCGUGGUUGGCGGAAUCACCACUCACUGAGGGUACUGAAGGGGUUAAUGGGGUUAGCCAGGGAGAGCUGUUGAGACAGGAACAAGAAUUGAAUAUUGUUCCCGCGGCUCAGGUUUCUAGUCCCCCUGAAGCAGGUAUGCAUGCUGAGGGCCCUCCUGCGUUGGGUCCGGAGGAUGUGGGCCCGCAGCCGGAGGGGACGGUGUUUCCAGAUCCGCCGGCGACAAUUGAAGAGGCGAGGAGCCCUAGACAUGCGUCCAUGGGAGGGAAGGAGGAGGGGAUGGGGGAUGCAGUUGAAAGUGCCGGGAAGGAGGGGGUUAAAGAUGGUGAGGGUGAGGUAAGGGAGGCGAAGGCGAAGGAUGAAAUGGAGAAAGUAGCAGAAGGGGGCGAGGCUCAAGUGGAGAUCGAUGGGGGGAAGCAGCAGCCAGAGAACAAAAAAGAUAUGGACCUUGAUACAAAGGAACCGGAGCCCCCAAAGGGGCCCAUAGCAACCGAGUCAUCGGAGAUGAUGCAACUUGAUACCCCAACACCGGAUACCAAAACGACACCUCCGGCAACCGAGAAAAAUCCAGAAGGGGGGGAUGCUGGAACAACCUCUUAGAGUCUUUGAAUCGGGUUGUGAUUAUUUGCUUUAUUUUUUUUUCUCCUAACCCUAGGCUCUCUUGUGUUUGGAUUUUCCAUUUUCCAACGGCUUCU
Messenger RNA from Tuber melanosporum (Perigord truffle), 1319 nucleotides. RefSeq lists its product as uncharacterized. NCBI's taxonomy places the organism in Eukaryota, Fungi, Ascomycota, Pezizomycetes, Pezizales, Tuberaceae. Gene Ontology annotation, molecular function: protein phosphatase regulator activity. Gene Ontology annotation, cellular component: protein phosphatase 4 complex; nucleus; cytoplasm. The record is from RefSeq and is a predicted model, not a curated record. The transcript has a single exon. The coding region runs from base 1 to 1224 and encodes 407 amino acids. Gene Ontology annotation, biological process: protein dephosphorylation.